AUGGCGUCCGCAACACCCUCGCUGCUAUCUGCACUUCCAGGCCGGACGACCUCCAUGCCCAAGUCUCCGGUACCAGGCAGUGAGCCGCCCAUCCCACGUCGCUGGUACAUCCUCCCGGACAGCAUUCUUGCCGGAGGUGGGGCCGGAUUUGUAUCCUCCAUCCUUAUGUGCCCACUCGAUGUUAUCAAGACGAAAUUGCAGGCACAGACGGUCAGGCAUGGGCAUAUAGACUACCUCGGCGCAAUUGGGACCGUCAAGCAAAUAUUGGAGCGAGAUGGAGUGAGGGGGCUGUAUAGAGGCUUGAGCCCAACAAUGCUGGGAUAUCUCCCGACCUGGGCAAUAUACUUUACCGUGUAUGACGGAUUCAAGCGCACGUUCGGCGUUACCCCUCGCAUGCAUGAAAAGAAGGGCUACGCCAUCUCCAACCUCUGGUUCCUGCAUAUUGCAGCGGCUAUGACAGCCGGUGCCACAGGAACGAUCAUUACAAACCCUUUGUGGGUGAUCAAAACUCGGUUCAUGACCCAGCCUCAUACCGAGCCACCGUAUCGGUCCACCUUACAAGCUGCGUACUUGAUCUACCGAGCAGAAGGCUUUCGUGCGUUCUACAGUGGGCUCGGGCCGAGCCUCCUAGGCGUGUUUCACGUGGCAGUCCAGUUCCCUCUCUACGAGCGAUUAAAAGCAUGGCAAAUUGAGAAGACCUCGGAGCCUCUGUCCGCUUAUCAACUGCUGAUGUGCUCCGCCGUCUCCAAAGCCGUUGCCUCCUUUGCAACGUACCCCCACGAAGUGAUUCGCACGCGCAUGCAAGUACAGAGACGCACACCGCGAAAUGGAAAUGGGAACGGGAACGGGAAUGGGAACGGAAGCGCAAAACCGCCUGCCAACGUGAACGGGAAUGGGGCUGCAUCCUCUCCAGCAGCCUCCAGCACCGUUCCCAGAACGCCCAAUACUGCCCCGCGAAUACAAGUACCUCUCCCCUCGCCCUCCGAACCGCAAUAUACCUCCAUUGCUCAAACGUUCCUUAAAAUCCUCGCAGAUGAGGGCUGGCGAGGUCUAUACAAAGGCCUGUGGGUGAACCUAAUGCGUACAGUGCCGAACAGCAUCGUGACGCUUGUCAGGUGUGUUUGA
Dacryopinax primogenitus is the source of this 1125-nucleotide messenger RNA. RefSeq names its product mitochondrial carrier. Lineage: Eukaryota; Fungi; Basidiomycota; Dacrymycetes; Dacrymycetales; Dacrymycetaceae. The coding region runs from base 1 to 1125 and encodes 374 amino acids. Gene Ontology annotation, molecular function: NAD transmembrane transporter activity. The record is from RefSeq and is a predicted model, not a curated record. Gene Ontology annotation, biological process: NAD transmembrane transport. The transcript has 4 exons.